CUUUUUAAGUUUCGGCAAACUCAAAAAAACCUGGACAAGACGAAAACCCAGUCAAGCCAUCCCUCCAAAUCACAACACAAUGUCUGCUCACACUCUCCUCUUGUGAUCUCCGAGCCUCCGAUUCUGCACCAGCAAUGGAUCCAUGCCCAUUCGUGCGAGUCACAGUGGCCAAUUUGGCUCUCAAAAUCCCCCUCGCUUCGAAACCCGCCCGCACCGUCGUCCACCCUUCCUCCUCCCCAUGCUUCUGCAAGAUCAAGCUCAACAACCUCCCCCUCCAGACCGCCGUCGUUCCCUGCCUCCCACCGGACACACAGACCCUGGACGCCAACACCGGCCACGGAGUGUUGGCCGCUACUUUCCACCUCAGCAAGUCCGAUCUGGACCGGGUCGCGUCCAAGUCCAUCUUCUCCGGGAAACUCUGCCUCAAAAUCGCCAUCUACACCGGCCGAAGGGGCACCACCUGUGGGGUUAGCUCCGGGAGGCUUCUGGGCCGGGUUUCCGUCCCUUUGCAUCUGGCGGGAACCGAGUCCAAGCCCAGUGUGUUCCAAAACGGGUGGGUCUCCGUCGGUAAGAAAAGCUCCGGUGCUCAGAUUACGCAGUUUCAUUUGAAUGUCAGGGCCGAACCCGACCCGAGAUUCGUGUUUCAGUUCGACGGCGAGCCCGAGUGUAGUCCUCAAGUGUUUCAGAUUCAAGGUAACAUUCGGCAGCCUGUCUUCACCUGCAAAUUCAGCUUCCGAACCACCGGCGGUGAUCGAACCCAGAGAUCCAGGUCACUACAGUCCGACCAGGGUGGCUCCAGAAGCUGGCUGAGCUCGUUCGGGAGUGAGAGAGAGCGACCCGGGAAGGAGCGUAAAGGCUGGUCCGUAACGGUCCACGACUUAUCCGGGUCGCCGGUGGCGGCGGCAUCAAUGGUCACGCCCUUUGUGGCCUCACCGGGUUCCGACCGGGUCAGCCGCUCCAACCCGGGUUCCUGGCUCAUUCUCCGACCCGGAGACGGCACCUGGCAGCCCUGGGGGCGCCUCGAGGCCUGGAGAGAGCGCGGCGGGGCCGAUGGGCUGGGAUACCGGUUUGAGCUCAUACCCGACUCCAACGGUGGUAUGAGCGCCGGCGGCAUUGUUCUGGCGGAGUCGACUCUGAGUUUAAACAAGGGCGGGAAGUUUGUUCUGGACCUCGGGUCGAAUUCCGGGUCGGGUCAGCGCGGCGGGGCUCCGGUGGUGCCGAACUCGCCUGCGGUCAGCCCGAAGAGCAGCGGGGACUUCGGGUAUGGGUUGUGGCCAUAUUGCUUGUACAGGGGGUUUGUGAUGUCGGCGCGUGUGGAGGGGGAGGGGAGGUGCAGCAAGCCUACGGUGGAGGUGAGCGUGCAGCACGUGAGCUGCACGGAAGACGCCGCGGCCUACGUGGCGUUAGCUGCCGCCGUGGAUCUCUGCAUGGACGCUUGCCGGCUCUUCUCGCAGCGGCUGAGGAAAGAGCUCUGCCUGCCGUCGGAUUUGCAAGGAUGAUUCGGCCACUAUCCGGCGCCGUUUUGUCUCGUCUCUGAUUCUAUUCAAUCAGCAUGUGAGUGGGGUUUGGUGGAUUUGGAUAUUGGAUUCCAAAUUUUGCCGUGAGAGUUUUGUUUUUACUUUUACCGACUAACGGAGUAAGUACUCAGUAGUGUGUACAGUAAGUGAAAAUUAGGCAGGGCACGCUUUGUUUUUGCUUGUGUGGCUUGUGUUUAAUCUCCUUUUGUUACCUAUUUUAGUUUUUGAAGUGAAGGGUUUGCUUAGUUAAUUGUAAGUUUUCCUUGUUGGGGUAAUGUAGUUUGCUGACAUUGAAAAAUUCUGUUAUGCUAUUUCUGUUAUCAAAGGAAAUAUGGAAUAGCU
Messenger RNA from Argentina anserina (silverweed cinquefoil), 1859 nucleotides. RefSeq lists its product as uncharacterized. Bases 135 to 1499 code for a protein of 454 amino acids. Lineage: Eukaryota; Viridiplantae; Streptophyta; Magnoliopsida; Rosales; Rosaceae. The transcript has 2 exons. The record is from RefSeq and is a predicted model, not a curated record.